Molecule: messenger RNA, 1809 nt
Organism: Anisakis simplex (herring worm)
Lineage: Eukaryota; Metazoa; Nematoda; Chromadorea; Rhabditida; Anisakidae
Source: the annotation of a GenBank genome assembly
AUGAACACAUUUGAAGAUUUCUCGAAUUUUGUUGGAAGUUUGGUUGGUGCGGUACGAGGUGGAUGUACAACAGAAGUGGUGAACACUCGCUACAAGGAUAUGUUCCAAGAAGACAUAAACUAUAAUGGAAUGGGCUACUCAUCAUUGAACAGUCUACUAGAGGCUUGUGCAAAAAAGGGAAUGAUUACACGUACUGGCAAUUGUUGGUAUCCGAAAAAGAAUAAAGAUAAUGAAGCACUUCUCAAGCUCGUAGAUGAAACCAGACCAACCGUCAAAAAUGGCAACAUUAAGACAUCACCAAGACAUCUGGGUGACAGAGGCGCUGGUAGGCUAAGGGGAGCUAGAUCGAAAAACGUGCCACUUCAACCGAUACAUGAGAGAAAGGAAUCGAAGCGACAUGUUUAUGGUGCAGCUUUCAAUUCACCACCAACCGAUGGUGAUCAAGUGGCAUCUAGCAGUGAUGGUCUAGAGUCGAUAUUAAUAUCAGGUGGCAGAUCUCGUGAACUGCCACCUGAUAUUAAUGGUGCCAUGGCGAAGCUUACUUGCCACUUGCCAUCUCGUGAAGUGCCACCACCUCCCGGUUAUGAAUCUCUGUACAGUGGUCGACUACCAUUUGGUGGUUUUUUUCGACUACCAUUUGGUAGUUCGUUCUCGUCAUCCUUUGAUUCUUCGAAUGUUUUGACUUCUUCAGCUGUGGGCGAAUGUGAUCCUCCAGCGAAAAACGACAUUAAAACUGUGGCGUCAUCUGGUGAUACGCCAUCACGUCAACCCACUCAACAACACUGCUUUGGACCGACGAAAAAACCGCAAGAGAAAGUUAUUCGUGAAGAAGAUCUGGUCGACAACGCAAAUUCGUCUUCACCGAAAUUGACCGAUAAAGAAACGGAGCGACUUCUUUUAACAGCCAAUUUGACAUAUCGUAUUCUGAAGGUGAAUGACGAACGAAUUGGCUAUCAGUCGUUGUGUAAAGAAUUAGGCAACUGGAAUAUUACAUUCAACGAAACGCUUUUUUGUGAACUCAUCGCCAAUUAUCCAAAUGUUUUCGAAUGUGAAUUCACUCGAAAAGGCCAUUUCGUGUAUCUAAGCGAAGGUGCAAAGCCUCCCACUCGUUUUGCUGUUGUGCCCAAUUCGAAUCUCCUCCAACCAAUUGUGACCGAAACUAUGAUCAGUGACUGUAAAUCGGCUAGCAGAAUACUGGAAGAGAUUCACUUGGACGAUUUAGAAGUUGUGCCUUAUCGUUCGGGUACAUACCGUUUCAAAAUCGUAUUCCGUCGUUCCAGUGAUCAUGAUCGUCAGUUGUUCAGCAAACUCAAUACUGACAUUCAUGAAUUCUACAAAAACAAUUGGGAUGCAAGUGGGUUGAGAACGGAUCAAUUGUCGACUGGUGAUCAUCUGGUGAUGCUGGUACGCAAUAAACAAGUGAAACGAGUCCGAUUUGAGGGCAUUAAUAAAGAUGGCAGUUUGAAAGUGUUUUCGCUCGAUGACAAUUCUUACGAAGAGACGUCAGCUUCAAACUUAAAUCGGGAAUUUCGGAAGGCGUUCGAUAGCCUGCGAAGAAGUUCCUUAUCUGGUGAUGCCGGAAAUACAAGGGCAAAUAUUCAGAUCUAUUGUAAUCCAAGUGCGACAUUGUUUCAUGUUGUGCAGUUGCGAGUGAACCGGCGAUGCUUACCAGAUUGUUUCAUAAAAGAUCAUUUCAUUGAACUAAUCAAUCAUAAUCGGGUGGUUUACAGUGAGGAAGAAAAUGGACAAACUGAGAAUAAUGAAAACGAUAGUGACGCACAAAUGUGGCAUGUCGGCGUUUUCGUAUAA